This is a messenger RNA of Spinacia oleracea (spinach), 1800 nucleotides long. RefSeq lists its product as uncharacterized. The coding region runs from base 686 to 1462 and encodes 258 amino acids. The record is from RefSeq and is a predicted model, not a curated record. Lineage: Eukaryota; Viridiplantae; Streptophyta; Magnoliopsida; Caryophyllales; Amaranthaceae. The transcript has 8 exons.
CUAAAAACUAACACACGUCCUUCACGUAUUACUAACCCUAAUUAGCUAAAACACCAAACACAACCGCGUCGUCUCUUCAAUUCCCUGGAAAUUCCAAACCGUUCACUCUCUGCCAUUGAUAUUCAUCAAGUUGGUGGAAAAUCGCAAGAGGUGCUGAAAUUUCGAAGGGAUUUACGGCUCAAUAGUCUGCUGAAAUUUCUGAGUGCUAUAUAGUACGAGAUGACUUAUCGCAAGAGGGUUAGAUCUGCUGCUAAAACAGAUGGUACACAUGGUCCAGAUACCGCACAUACCUCAUCUUUGAGUGAAGAGGCCUCACAACCCACCAAAAAACAUGCUACUGAACCACAAUCAUCUCAGGUUUCUUCUAUUACUACUGCUGUCAAAUUUGGACCGUUUUCUCCACAAGGUACACUUACAUCAGUGGUUGCACCUCCAUGUUCGAUUACAUCAAAAAGUGCAUUGCAAACCGAAGACAUACUCGGAGCUAUAUGGAAAAGGCCACCUACUUCCUUACCAUCAAGUUCACUUAUGACAACAACUAAAGAUAAAGCUUUCAUCCACGAUCUCACCUGAAGUUCCGACUAGUAUUCCACCUUCUAAUACAUCAAAAUCACAAAAACACCCUUCUACUUCCUCUGGUCAUGUCCCACCUCGUAUCUCGCCUGCUAGUCAUAUCUCACCUAAUAUGCCACCCAAUAUGCCACCUAUUAUCCCACCUUCUACUCAUAUUAAACCAUCCUCAAGAGCUUCUCAGAACAAUCAACAACAAAACAAUAAUGAAAAACCAAAAGAGAACUCAACAAAAUCGAAGUCCCUAAGGGUGAAGUCAUAUCCGGAUUGGCCUGUAGAUAUAGAUUUUGAUGACAAGGAGGAGGUUUUGACCAUUGAUGCGAAGCGUAAUGUUAAACUGGUGAGUGGUUCUAUUCAAACAAUCGACGUCUGGAGUAACAACGGCGUUAAAUACUAUGUUGAAUUCAAUGACCUUUACCAACCGCUUAGGAAAGGUGGCCAAAUGUUGGUCAGAUUCGUUGGUAGUAUUGCAAAGGUAGAGGAAUACUGUCCACUUGGAGAACGGGAGUGGCCUGAUAUCGAUGCAGAUGUAAAAGCUAAGAUGAUAGAACAAAUAAGAGAUCGCUUUGUUAUUCCUGAUCAUCCGGAAUAUAACAAACAAAUCCUAAAGCGUGCCAAUAAAAGUUGGAGGAAAUAUAAACACUCUCUUAAGGGGACUUACUACAAACCAAAUGAGAAAACAGUCGCUCAGAUGUGCGAUGCUGUGCCACGACAUGGAAUUAGCAGUGCUCAAUGGAGAAAGUUGGUUAAGUAUUGGGAUUCGGAUGAAGGGCAAAAACUUUCAGAAUAUGGAAAGGCUGCACGGGCCGCUCAAAAUCAAUUUCAUAGAUCUGGUUGUAACAGCUAUGCGAAUCAACAAGCUGAUUAUGAAGACGAGCAUGGAAAAGAAUGAGCUUAUUAGCCCUUUGGGUAAAGUCUCAUUCCGGCAAGGACGGGACCUUUCUUCCAGGCACAGACACAGUCACUGAAGAUUUUGUGGAUGAUGCAAAGGCUAAGAUGGAAACGUUGAGGACUGUAGAUCCUUCUAAAUUUGAACAAGAACUUGAAAAUGCAGCUUUUGAGGACACUAUGCAUGGUGGAAAGAUUCCCGAACGCCCUGUAGGGUACGGACUUGGAGUUCGAAAGAGAGACGUUUAUGGGGUGCAUGGUGUGCUAAGGAAGCAAGGGUAUGGGAAAGUUCGAGAGAGGACCGUAGUACAGAUGGAAAGUGUGAAAGAAGAAAUGUCAGCA